This is a messenger RNA of Brenthis ino (lesser marbled fritillary), 282 nucleotides long. NCBI's taxonomy places the organism in Eukaryota, Metazoa, Arthropoda, Insecta, Lepidoptera, Nymphalidae. The record is from the annotation of a GenBank genome assembly.
AUGUCCAUGAAUUGCGAUAGCUGUUGCUCAACAACUACGGGAGUAGCUCCACAACUUUUUGCAUCAGUCAUUAACUUUUUAGCUGCCACGCAAUGUUUCGUACCAGAACAUACUGCUAACAACUUUGAAGACAACGAAACAUACAAUUUCAUAGUCGUCGGUGGGGGAUCUGCUGGUAGUGUGGUAGCCAGUCGUCUUAGUGAAGUAGAACACUGGAAUGUAUUACUUCUGGAAGCAGGUCCUAAACCACCAAUAGAAUCUGAUGCAAGUAUCAAUUUUCUU